Messenger RNA from Castor canadensis (American beaver), 1619 nucleotides. The record is from RefSeq and is a predicted model, not a curated record. NCBI's taxonomy places the organism in Eukaryota, Metazoa, Chordata, Mammalia, Rodentia, Castoridae.
GUGGCGAUCAUGGCAAGUUAAAAGUUUUCUGACUCCUCUCGGAGGAGACUCCGGACCCCGGGGAGUAACAGGUGUCUGGAGGCUGAAGGGUGGAGGGGUUGCAGGACUUGGGGUUUGCUUGUGAAACUCCCCUCCACCCUCCUCUCUCACAUCCACCCACCCCCUUUACCCCCUUCUUUUUCCGUCCUUGGAAAAUGGUGUCCAAGCUCACGUCGCUCCAGCAAGAACUCCUGAGCGCCCUGUUGAGCUCCGGGGUCACCAAGGAGGUGCUGGUCCAGGCCUUGGAGGAGUUACUGCCAUCCCCGAACUUCGGGGUAAAAUUGGAGACGCUGCCCCUGUCUCCCGGGAGCGGGGCCGAUACCGACACCAAGCCGGUCUUCCAUACUCUCACCAAUGGCCACGCCAAGAGCCGCUUGUCCGGAGAUGAGGGCUCUGAGGACGGCGACGACUAUGACACCCCUCCCAUCCUCAAGGAACUGCAGGCGCUCAACACCGAGGAGGCGGCGGAGCAGCGGGCCGAGGUGGAUCGGAUGCUCAGUGAAGACCCUUGGAGGGCUGCCAAAAUGAUCAAAGGCUACAUGCAGCAACACAACAUCCCCCAGAGGGAGGUGGUGGAUGUCACCGGCCUGAACCAGUCACACCUCUCACAGCAUCUCAACAAGGGCACCCCCAUGAAGACCCAAAAGCGCGCUGCCCUGUACACCUGGUACGUCAGAAAGCAGCGCGAGAUCCUCCGACAGUUCAACCAGACAGUCCAGAGCUCUGGAAAUAUGACAGACAAAAGCAGUCAGGAUCAGCUGCUGUUUCUCUUUCCAGAGUUCAGUCAACAGAGCCAGGGGCCUGGGCAGUCCGAUGAUGCCUGCUCUGAGCCCACCAACAAGAAGAUGCGCCGCAACCGGUUCAAAUGGGGGCCCGCAUCCCAGCAAAUCUUGUACCAGGCCUACGACCGGCAAAAGAACCCCAGCAAGGAAGAGAGGGAGGCCUUAGUGGAGGAGUGCAACAGGGCAGAAUGUUUGCAACGUGGUGUCUCCCCCUCCAAAGCCCAUGGCCUGGGCUCCAACUUAGUCACUGAGGUCCGUGUCUACAACUGGUUUGCCAAUCGCAGGAAGGAGGAAGCCUUUCGGCAGAAGCUGGCAAUGGACGCUUACAGUUCCAACCAGACGCACAACCUGAACCCACUGCUUACCCACGGUUCCCCCCACCACCAGCCCAGCACCUCUCCUCCAAACAAGCUGACAGGGUUAGGGUGUGCUUCUGAUGGGAAAGCCUGGGAGCUGAGAGCUGAUGCAAGUACGGAGGUGACCGGUAUCACCAGGAUAGGUGCAGAGCCGCCAGCUGUCUUUCGCCAGCAGGAGCUGUCCCUGGUUAUAGGCCCCAUGACAGCCCAUUCUGAGUCCAUUGAGCAGGCCCCGAGUGAUGGCCUCUACCUCCAUUCUGGAGCUGAAUCAAGAGAAAGGCCCCCAAAAGGUCAGAGGGCAGGGUGCCCAAAACCUGGUGCUCCUGGGGCCAGCAUCCAUGAGCCUACCCGAGUGAUCAGCAGCUGUGAUGAUGAUAGUGAUGAUGAUGGUGAUGAUGAUGCUGAUGGAGCUACCUUCAGUGAUGGUGAUGAAGAGGCUAGG